This is a messenger RNA of Akanthomyces muscarius, 1062 nucleotides long. RefSeq lists its product as uncharacterized. Lineage: Eukaryota; Fungi; Ascomycota; Sordariomycetes; Hypocreales; Cordycipitaceae. Gene Ontology annotation, molecular function: catalytic activity. The record is from RefSeq and is a predicted model, not a curated record. The coding region runs from base 1 to 1062 and encodes 353 amino acids. The transcript is spliced from 2 exons.
AUGGCAGCUCGCGCCCUUGCGUUGACGACGAGCCGGCGCGCUAUAAAGAACCGGCCUCCGUCGUUGCUCCCCAUCAUCGCCAUCCAUCAACAGUCAUACCACCUAAAUCACCGCAGCUACUCUACCCACCCGUCGUCGUCAUCUCGCGCACUCAGCUCACCCCCCUCAUCACAUCAAACGAGACACAAGGCUACCCUCGCCGCCAUGCCCUCCACCAACGACCUCGCCAAGACGCUCAAGGCCCUGCACAAGCCCGGCCAGCCACUCAUCGUCUCCAACGUCUGGGACGCGCCCUCGCUCAACGCCGUCGCCUCCCUCAACGAAGCCUCUGCCGACAAGCCCGUCAAGGCAUUUGCGACGGCCUCCUGGGCGCUCGCGCACGCCCGCGGCCUCGCCGACGAGGACCUGACUCUGGAGCAGAACCUCGCCGCGCUGCGUGAGCUCGCCCCGCUCGCCGCGCGCGUCGGCCUCCCGCUGUCCGCUGACCUGCAAGACGGCUACGGCGCGCGCAUCGAAGACGUCUUCGCCGCGGCGGCGGGCUGCGGCGUCGCGGGCGCCAACCUCGAGGACAGCAUCCCGUCGGCGGGCUUUGGCCGGGGCCUCGCCGGCUCGCUGUACAGCAGGGAGGACGCCGCGGCGCGCAUCGAGGCGGCGCUCGGGGCGGCGGCCGGCGCGGGCGUGCCCGACUUUGUGGUCAAUGCCCGCUGCGACGUGUUCAAGCUGGACCCGGCGGAGGAGCUCGACGACGAGACGCGCAUGCGCGAGGCGCUGGACCGCGGCAGGGCGUACCUGGCGGCCGGCGCCACGACCGUCUUCUUCUGGGGCGGUGGCGCGCGCGGGCUGAGCACCGCCGAGGUCAGGACGCUGGUCAAGGAGCUGGAUGGCAAGGUUGCCGUUCUGCUGACCAAGAGGGACGGCGGCCACUCGACCGCCGAGCUGGCCGAGAUGGGCGUGGCCAGAAUCAGCAUCGGCCCGUCGCUGUACCUGGCGGCCAUGAGUGCCAUCAAGACGGGUGCGGCCCAGAUUCUCGGUGGCGGUGGCCUCUUCGUACUACUUGUAUGA